Plectropomus leopardus (leopard coralgrouper) is the source of this 1647-nucleotide messenger RNA. Its product is annotated as C-type lectin domain family 4 member G-like. The record is from RefSeq and is a predicted model, not a curated record. Lineage: Eukaryota; Metazoa; Chordata; Actinopteri; Perciformes; Serranidae.
CAAUAUACAGCGUCGGCAUCUACACUGAUCAAUAAUUAAGAAAUCCAGAUGGGAGUUUACUCACCACAAACAAACAUAAAAAGUUAAAAGGUUCGAUUCCGUAUUAGAUCAAAUGUGUCAACUUCUUCUAUCGCAGUAUUGCGCACAUUUGCCCAUUACAGAAGCAGACUUACUUCCGAAACACACAAAAAACACAUCUUGUGUAAUCAUUGACCACAUCGGAGCUCCAGCAUCUCUGUUUGAGGUUGUACAGUGAGGGUGUCAUAACCAAACUCAUAAACUUCAGUUUCUACAGGGGAAAGAGGAACCUCUUGUACGCUCUCCAUGAGGUGGUGCUGAUAAAUCUUGUUCAGACACACACACACACACACACACUCAUUUCCUGCACUGAAGCAAGUACGUCAGUUUGUGCCUUUUGGGAUGGAGGAAGAAAUCAGUUAUUCUACUUUGGUUUUUAAAAAUGCUGGUGCGGCUCCAAAAGAGAAAAAAGAGGGAAAUUAUUCUGAAGUGGAACCUGCUGCCACUGGGCAGGCUGCUACUACUCUACCAUCAGAUGGUGAAGCAGCUGCACACUCUCACUUCCAUGUGUUGGUAGCGUGUUUGGGGAUACUCUGCGUCCUCCUGGUGGCGAGCAUCAGUGCCAUCAUCUACAUCAAUGUGGUUUUGAACGACCAGACAGUAAACCUCAGUAACCUCACAGCUCAAAACCAGCAGCUCAUCGAGGAGAGAGGCAUCUUAGAGAGAGAGACAGAGGAGCUGAGCAGAGUCACAGAUAAUCUCAACUGGACGCUGGGACUCAUCCUGAGAUUUGACAUCUUUCCAGUAAACGACUACUGCCCAGAUAAAAAGUGUCAGCUGUGCGGGAAAAACUGGAUUCUGUUCCAGAAAAAGUGCUACUUGUUUUACGAUGAAGGACCGCCUUGGCAGACAUGGCAAGAAAGCCGAAAGUAUUGUCAAAAUACAGCUGCAGAUCUGGCUGUGAUUGAUAGUCCGCAAGAACAGGAAUUCAUCAGUGCUCACAUCAAGAGGUACUAUGACAGGUAUCAUGGAUACUGGCUCGGGUUGUAUGAAAACAAGGACAAAAACUGGGUCUGGAUUGAUGGACGUAAUGGCACUCGAGGGUUCUGGGCGAUGAAGCCACUUGGUACAUCUGGUCUCUGUGCACUGAUCAUCCCUGAGAGGAGUGUUACAGCCAACUGGGAACCAGCAGACUGUACAAUGGAAAACAAAUUCGUCUGUGAGAGUGACGUUCUGAUACGGGAUAAUUAGUUAGUGCUUUAUUUGCUCUCCUAACAUAUUCUUGCUCCUCAUGUCGAAUGCAAAACCAUUUAAUUCAAAGCCCUUCAAGCAAAGAGAACUUAAGCAACAUCUACAUUCGCAAAAUGAUGCAACAGUUUUGUUCCUGUGGACGACUUGCUGCAUGUUGUGAACUCAGUUUCUGGUGUUACAUUAUGACAAAGUGUCUAAAUGUGUUUAGUAAAAGAGUUCAUACUCAACCUGGAUUUUAAGCUCCCUGACCUCUGUCUCACCUCAGGUUUAGUUUUAGAUCUCUGUAUAUUGUGCAAUAAAGUUUCACAAUAUCACCUCUGUUGGUCAAUAAUCACACUACUGUUUUACAUAUAUUUUGAAAUCAAAGGUUGCUUUUUU